UCGGUUAUCCAACAUAACCUACAAAUCGAUCACAGAAUCACAGAAAUUUCAUUAUUAUUGUGGAAUAAAACAGCUUCCAUGUGAAACCCAUAAAGAGGAAUUAAGAUAUACAAAAUGGUAACACGAAAGCCUAUAAGCUGGUUUUUAACCGAUCAGGGACGGUCGGUUUCCUUUGCUCUUGUAACCGGCACUGGUCUUGCAUUAACUGCAGCGAAAUUUUUGCCCCAUACAUUUUUCCUGGACAAAUAUAAAGAGUUUGUUCACAACUACACAGACGGCAAACCGGACCCUUUGCCCAGAGAACUUACUGAGAGAUAUAAACAAUGUCUGGAUAUCUUAAAAUUGCCUGAUGUACAUCGGAAACUUGUCUCACCAUUUUCAGUGUUUGGAUUUGAUUUGUUUCAUGCAGGCAGCACCAGUUCAAAAUAUGGUGUGGCAGUGGGAAUACCAGUUAAUUUUACAUACAAGUCAGUUGCUGACUUAGAAAAUGCUGACAUUAAGGUUAACCAGAAGAAAAUAGAUUGGACAUCAGAGGCUGGCCAGAAACUGGCAGAAUCCCUGAUCCUGCCUGAGAGAGUUCAACAAUUUGCCAUUUGCAGAGAGACCCUUAUGACACAGAACAAUAAGGUUCAAUAUGAAGCCACAUAUCCAUUCUUGUGCAUGUUUUUUGUAUACAACUUAACCACAUAUCUCAAUAGAAGAAUGAACCUGUAUGCAGGCCCAGCAUCAAUGCGUGGAACUCUUUAUUCAAUAGUAGGACUGUUUGGUGUGGGCACAUACUUCCUUUUAAAAGAUACAACUGAAGUUUAUUAUGAAACGGAGGUGGACAAAUCAUUGUGUGCAUUGGGCCGAGAAUAUGUUGAGGCAGGAGUCAUCUUCUACGAUAAAAUACUCAAGAGAAAUCAAGCACUGAGAGAAUUGAUGGGGGCAGAAGGAGAGAAAAAAUACAGCAAACUUGGAAAUGAAAAUUUCUUCCUGAGACAACCUCGGAUAGCAUUGGUGCAUAGAAAGCUAUAUUUUGAGAAUGAGUUAAAGAAACUUGAAACACAGGACGAUGAGGCUGGAAAGGAUUUGCUAGAGUAAACCAAAAAAAAUUGUCUUUUGCAAGAGUUGCAAGUAUUGAUUCAGAAAAACAUAACCUAGGCUGUAUUAAAAAAUUCAAAUAAAACGGUUAGGUAGAUUACUAACAUAUUUGCAAUGUUUUUAAUUAUUUAUUCCUAUAUUUAACUGGAGCACCUAUAUCCAGUUUCCCUGUUAAUAUCUGUCCCAAGGUCAGAAGCUUUAUAGUAGUUUAUA
Messenger RNA from Leguminivora glycinivorella, 1296 nucleotides. RefSeq names its product transmembrane protein 177. The transcript is spliced from 5 exons. The coding region runs from base 115 to 1083 and encodes 322 amino acids. The record is from RefSeq and is a predicted model, not a curated record. Lineage: Eukaryota; Metazoa; Arthropoda; Insecta; Lepidoptera; Tortricidae.